Oncorhynchus gorbuscha (pink salmon) is the source of this 2639-nucleotide messenger RNA. RefSeq names its product kidney mitochondrial carrier protein 1-like. Bases 198 to 1061 code for a protein of 287 amino acids. Gene Ontology annotation, cellular component: mitochondrial membrane. The transcript is spliced from 9 exons. The record is from RefSeq and is a predicted model, not a curated record. Lineage: Eukaryota; Metazoa; Chordata; Actinopteri; Salmoniformes; Salmonidae. Gene Ontology annotation, biological process: mitochondrial transport.
CAGGUGGGAGUGGCGACGCAAUGUGCUCCACUACUGAAAAGAGAGAGGGAACUGAAUAAGUGUGCGACAGCAACCUUUUUACCGGUUUAUUUAUUAGUCUCUCCAGCUGUCACUAAUAGUGUGCUUACCACAUAUAUUGCAACCACCACACACCGGUAUACUUUCUGUCUACUGGAAUAACUACAGCGUCUAUCCAAAUGUCCAACUUCAACUGGAAACCUUUCGUUUUCGGCGGUCUGGCAUCCGUCACUGCAGAAUGCGGUACAUUUCCUAUAGAUUUGACCAAGACGCGGCUGCAAGUUCAAGGCCAAGUGGGCGACAGCAAGUACAGAGAGAUUCGAUACCGGGGAAUGUUGCACGCCAUCGGCAGAAUAUGCAGAGAGGAGGGAAUAAGUGCACUUUAUUCAGGUCUCGCCCCUGCAAUGUUGCGCCAGGCAUCCUAUGGGACCAUAAAGAUUGGCACAUACCAGAGCUUCAAAAGACUACUGGUGGACAGGCCAGAAGAUGAGACAUUGUUGACCAACGUCCUGUGUGGUGUUCUGUCUGGAGUCAUCUCCUCGUCCAUCGCCAACCCAACGGAUGUACUGAAGAUCCGUAUGCAGGCUCAGGGAAGUGUGAUCCAGGGAAGCAUGAUGGGAAACUUCAUCAACAUCUACCAACAGGAAGGAACCAGGGGGCUGUGGAAGGGUGUGUCUCUGACAGCGCAGAGAGCAGCCAUCGUAGUGGGGGUGGAGCUUCCUGCCUAUGACCUCGCAAAGAAACACCUGAUUCUGGAUUGUCACAUGGGUGACAACAUUUACACACACUUCUUGUCCAGUUUUGCGUGUGGUCUGGCGGGGGCUCUGGCCUCUAACCCCAUAGACGUGGUCCGCACACGCAUGAUGAACCAGACAUACGGAGCUGUCACCUACCAGGGAACACUGGACUGCUUACUUCAGACGUCGCGGUCUGAGGGCUUCAUGGCACUCUACAAAGGCUUUUUCCCCAACUGGCUCCGUCUCGGUCCAUGGAACAUCAUCUUCUUUGUUACCUACGAACAGCUGAAGAAGAUGGAGGUCUGAUGGAGAGAAUGAAAUGUAGCGCUGAAGAGGAAAGAACUCGGCCAGAGAGGGGAAAGAAUUGACCAAAAGAGGGGUGAACGUAUCCUGUCUAGCCUCCCACUUCUUGUCUGUGUGGUGUUGACCACGCCCCCUCAGACACAUUUCUCCUUUCUGAUUGGCUGCUUACGUAAUGGAGCUCUGGUUGGUUGGGAAAGAGGACGUGAAAGUUGCGGUCAAUUGCACCAUCAGAAAGCAAGGUGACGCGAAGACCAUAAUUUUGAAACUGGCCCUAAAUUAUGUAUUUAUUAUCAUGUUUUGAAUCUGUCGAGCCUCAACCACUGGUAUCAUAUAAACACACAAGACAUGGACAAAUGUGGGUUGUGAGUUGGGGGUUUGUUACUACGAUGAUAUAUUUCUAUUUAUCCGGACCUUUGCAACCGAGGAAAUUUAUAUGACCGGACCUUCUAAAAUAGUACUUGAGUACCCCUGAUGUACAGGAUCUCAAAUAAUAUUAAAAGCAGUCACUACUUACCUCAGAUUGUAUGGAUUUCAGAUGCCUUGGUGUGCGUUCUCUGGUUGCAAGAGGAACUGCCAAAAGAAGCUGUGGAAAAGACUGCUAACUUUGCCAUUUACUCAAGGACUGGCCACUUUCUGAAACCCUCGAUGUCUGUGCAGCCACUGGAAAGCUUAUAUUUGUUAUUAUAGAACUGGGUUGGUAGGACUUUUAAUGGGGCUAGUUGUAUAACCAGAUUAAGAUCAGAGGUCAGGUGACCACUAACACUCCCACACACACAAUGGCACAUAGGUUAUUAAUGCCAGGUUGAAUUGGCUCAGUGUAUUGACUCACUCAGUCAUGUGGGCACCCUUAGAACAAACUUUCAUCAUUUCAGGGUGACCUGGCACAGUGUAUGAAUGACCUACACACAGUUAAUGGGGACGGUGUGUACGGACUAUUCUGGGUUCAUAGUAUUAAUACACUCUGGACAGCAUGAUUGGCACGCCGCCCCUUACGUCAUUUCAGGACCCCUAUCUCUGACACACACGCGGAGCCCCAGUUCUUACUCUGCCACAGCAGCAGAGACUCCAUAGUCUAUCCCUGUUCAGGUCGAGGUGUCCAAUCCAAUCUAUUUAACCUUUCAUUUACAGGAUAUCUCUUAAACUUCCAGAGAGACCUGCCUGUGGUCUGACCUGGCCUAUGCAGUAACAGGGAAGUGAAUGUCAAGAGGUGGCUGUUGUAUAUUUAGCCAUUGCACCUGACUACCAAUGGCAUUUUCUGUGUGCUGGUGUUGUUGAUUUGCCAUUUUUAUGAUCCCAAGACACAGAACAAAUGUACAUGUCAACUAACUGUUAAUCCUCUAUUACCCUUCAUUUCUUCUACUUUGUUCUUCACCAUUAUCAGUUAGAUCGUUUGAAGGUGAGCUUGCUAGUUUUUUCUUUUUUCUUGAGUUAAGGUUGAACCUCGGAGUGUGUUCAUGUGACAAUAUGGUUAUUGUAUAUGGUUUGUUUAUAGCCCCCAAAGUCUUAAUGCCAAUGUGUCACUGUCAUAGCCCCUUAAAUACUUCUCUUAUCCUGAUUUAAAGCAAGACAUACAUAAACUUC